UCCCACGCUGAUGAUGAUGAUGCUUAGCCCAAAGGUGACAUACAAGCAGGCUCCUGCAGCAGCAGAAGAGGAGAUGGCUGUGCUUCCUGUUAAUCUAUCCUCCCGUGAUGAUGAUGAUGAUGCUAGCCCAAAGGUGACAUACAAGCAGGCUCCUGUAGCAGCAGAAGAAGAGAUGGCUGUGCUUCCUGUUAAUCUAUCCUCCCAUGGUGAUGGUGAUGAUGCUAGCCCAAAGGUGACAUACAAGCAGGCUCCUGCAGCAGCAGAAGAGGAGAUGGCUGUGCUUCCUGUUAAUCUAUCCUCCCGUGGUGAUGAUGAUGAUGCUAGCCCAAAGGAAUUUACUGUCAGAGGAUCAUCCCUGGUGGAUUAUUCCGACAGUGAUGAAAGCAAUGAGAAUUGUUUAAAUGACCAGCCAUUGGGUCCACACUGUGAUGAAGUUGUUCCAAAGUUGAGAAGGACAAAAAGCAUUCUGAUGAAAACAGUUCCAGAUUUUUCUGAUGAUCUCUACGAUUCAAGUGAUGACGGUACAGAGGGCCCUUCAACUCAGUCCAAGUCUGAGAUGGCUUCACAAAGGUUGCUAGCAUUACAGAGGCACAGGAGUCAGAAGAUGAGGACAGUAUGAUGUCACUGCCAGCCAGCACCUCUGCAGCGUCUGCCCAAAACCAGAGAAGUUCUGCAAAAACUAGAGAAGCCAGGAUGGCAGAAGCCCAGGAAUCAGAAGAUGAGGCAAGCACUGCAUCACUGCAAAAAAGCAUCCCUACAGCGUCUGCCCAAAACCAUAGGAGGAAGUUUGCAAAAAAGAGAAGUAAACAAACUGCUGUUAAAAGAAACUGGACACCAGAAGAAUGUGCUGCAGUACGACGACAUUUAAAGAAAUUCAUUGUGAUGGCGCAAGUCCCAGGGAAGGAGGACUGUCAGCGCUGCAUCACUGCAGAACCUCAAGCUCUGAAGAGCCGAGACUGGAGGGCAGUGAAAUACUUUAUUAAAAAUCGAAUUUCUUCUCUGCGAAGAAAAAUAGAGUGAAAGUGUUUCACUGAACAGGGUAAAAGAUAGGCUAGUAGGAGGAAGUUCUAUAAUAUUUGACAUAGCCCUACUGGAAGCAAAACAAAGCUCAACAAUGUUUUUAUAUUCUCUGAAGUCUCACACAUAUAAAAUAGAUUCUUGCAUUAUAACAUAAACUGAGCUCAGGUGCACCAAUGUCCCACUCAGUCUGGCUGUAUUUAUUCCUGAAAUGAUUUAGGGAAUGUGUUACAGUAGUCAUAAAUUUAACCACUUUAUGUUAAAAUAUGUUUAUAUCAUAAUCUACUUCAUAUAGCUGAGACUGAAGAGGAUCUGAAAACAUGUUUGUGCUCUGUUUUACCUCCGGUAAGGACGUCUCAAAUACUAAAGUACGUCAAAGUCUCCAAUGUUAUCAUGUUUUUAUGUUAUAAUGUUGUGUUUUUAUCAACACAAGGAGCUGUUUUCCUGUUACCAAAGCUCAUUGUAAUACUCAGCACUUGAUUUGCAGCAUUAACAGUUUUCUGCAUACAUGUUAUAAGUUAUUACAUUAUGAGAAAAUUAUAACAUAAACUAAGCAUGCAGCAAUUCUUUUUGUACUUUUUUCUCAAAAUAACAAAACUCUGGCUUACUUUAUAUUAUAACUUUUUAAUAAUGUAGCUUAUUUCAUCAGGCACAUUACGCUGUUGUAAUGUAAUGUGUUUAUUGUUUUGUAGUAUGUUCAGAUUAUAACAAUGAGCUUUUAUUACACUAAAGUAAUUACUUUAUGUGUAGUUAAUUACAUUUUUUAAGUUAAAUACACUAUGUGUAGUUGUUGUUUUAGCCAUUGCCUCCAGUCAUCAUAAGUUGGUUUAGACAGAGCUGUUUUUGUUGUUGACUUUACUCAGACCUUAGUUUGUAUUAUUAACAUUUAAAAUGCAAAUAUUGUCUGACAGUCACUCUGUCUUUAUCCACAAACAACACAUGCUCACUGAAGACAAAAUGUGUUGCAGAGUUCAUUUUAGGGAAUGUUUUCUGUAAAAAAAAUGACCGAUGGUAGUUCCAGAAUGAAAAAUGUUAACCUUAAAUAAGAUAAAGGGGUUUGUUGUCAAGAAAAGUCACCAUACUUUAGAGAGUUUUCAGCGGGUGAUUGUUUUUUAAUCAUCACAUCACUGCUGUGUCUACCUAAUGUGAGGAGAGGAGAUGCAGGAUGUAAAUCUGAAUGUAAACCUCUGCUGCAGCCCUGCAGUUUGUUUGUUAAUAAAAAACAAACUAAAGAAACAA
Molecule: messenger RNA, 2256 nt
Organism: Notolabrus celidotus (New Zealand spotty)
Lineage: Eukaryota; Metazoa; Chordata; Actinopteri; Labriformes; Labridae
Exons: 9
Coding region: 11-619 (202 amino acids)
Source: RefSeq, a predicted model, not a curated record